This is a messenger RNA of Amoebophrya sp. A25, 5618 nucleotides long. The record is from the annotation of a GenBank genome assembly. Lineage: Eukaryota; Dinophyceae; Syndiniales; Amoebophryaceae.
GCUCAUCCCGCCUCAACUGGUGCGCCCUUAGACCCGCCGGCCUCUUUGGCUUUCACUUUGCUAAGUUGAGCCUUGUUGGAGUUGGAGUAAGUGCACUCAUAUCUCUUGUUUAGAUCGUUCGGAUAAGAUCCACCGCAACAGUGUUUGUAAAAAGUUGGAGCAAAAAGAUCGAAGGGCGCGGCCUGAUAGAUCCGCCGACGAUAGUCGCGCUGUUCGAAGCAAGAGAGACAGGCCGAGACAUCAAAGAGCUCCAUCAUGGCUGGAGUAGGUUUGGCGAUAAAAGUGCUACUCUUUCUGCUACCUUUCUAUCUCACAUGGACGUGCUUGUGUGCAUCUGUGGUCCAGGAUGUGGGCCAGGGAAGUACGACCUUUGAUCGUUGGCAGCAAGACAGUAGCUACAACUCACUUCCUCUAGUUCAUGCAGACGCUGACCCUGACGCGUCGUCUACCUCUACAACUUUACACCUGUGCGACGUCCAGAAGCCCGUGCACGUCGUUCCAGGGUCUACGAACUACCAAGUGCGCGCUUUGUAUUACGAGCCCGAUGGGCGCGGUGAUCGGAAACGGAAAUUUCUACUCUUCGCGGGACUAGGCGGGCACCGCUAUCUCGAAAUUCACAAUCUAGAACAGGACGUCGAAGAAGGGAUGUCGCAACUGCACGACGACAAAAAAGGAGAGGGAGAAAAAGCUGAACAUGUUGCAAAAGUAACAUCAGAGUCUUUCGAAGUAGUAGAGACGAUAGAACCAGCAGAGAAAACCCUGAAGAAACCACAGAAGGCUAUGGAAAUCGGCGGGCAGCUAAACAGCAUCAGCGACAAGCCCAAACAGGAGCCUCCUCUCACCCCGUCAUGUUGCUUCACACCGGCGCUGGCGUGGCAGCGUGACAUGUACGCGAAGGGUCGACAAAAUCUCCGAAAUUUUUUCAACAUGGGUGCUGGCAGGAGGAACGAUAUUUCUCCAGUUUGCUCGAAUAAGGGCUGCAACGGAGAUAAACGUGGAACAAACUCACCGCGACGUCACAGAUGCAUGCUGACGAUGGGCUUUUACUUCGACUGGGGCACCGGCGAUUGCAGUAUUCAGGCGCCCGAUGGCGUGGUCGCGCCGAAGAGUCGCCGCUGUGAAAAAGCGCUCUAUAAUCACGAAAGUGCGUGCCGGAAGGAACAGUGUGGCGUGGGACCAUUCUAUCAAAACUACGAAACCCUGCUCAGCCUCCAGAGAAACUGGAAAGAUCGAAGAGCUUCGUUGCUGCGCGAAAAAGCAGCACAAGAGGAAAAAGUCAGGAUGUUUGCAAGGCUCGACGAUCUUGUUUAAGAAUCCGUAUCCUAGUUUGGGUUUUUUGUUCCACAAAUCAGUAUAUGUAUCCAUGAGCAUGUGCAUGAUCAUGAACAAAGGUGAAAACCCAAAGAAAAGUGGACUUAUUGGCGUUGAGCCGUUCAAUCAUUUUUUUUCGCUUCGUUGAGAAGUGGGAGGAACAAAGAAGUAGAAUAUACCCGGUGGAACGCAGAAGUAUGCUCAGUUUAUACUGACGAACUCGAACGGCUAGUAAGAUAAUAUAGAUUUGACAAUUUCGCUUUUUUCUGAUAGUUCCUGAAAUGCAUGGUUGCAUGGAUUGCAUGCGUUGCUAGGGCUUGCAGUGAGUAAAAGAGACAUUUUUUUCGCGGCGCCCUUCGGGCGCCAUCUUCAGUACGUGCCUGCGCCUACUGUAGCCCUGUCCAACCAUCAAAGAAGCAACGACGACCUCACGAAGAAGCCGCAUCCGAACGGCAAACGCGGCCUAAGCAAACAAAAGUUGCACCUGCCGAACGGCGGCGGCUAAGAGGGCCUUGAGCACCUUAACCUCUCGCUCGCAUUAGCUAGCAUCUCUCAGUACCGCGGCGAGGCGUCAGGCACUCCGCGUCCUCCAGGCAGCCAGCCUGAACCCGAAGAGGGUCCAUUGAGUGGCACUCCAAAAUAGGCGGGCUCACCUCUACAAGAAACAACCCCGCUAGCCGCGGGCGGGCAGAGCUAAUGGAGUCAGGGCAACGAGCAUUCCGACGCCUUGUCGGGCGGGGCGCUGCGUUCGGCCAAAGGCUUACGCGCCUCCCUUUUAAAGCAGUCGCGCCCUAGCCACGCAAUCCAUGCCGUUCAUUGCAAUCCAUGCAAUCCAUAAUGCAUCUCAGGAAGUGCUCCAAUAGAUGACAAAGUAACGCGCUUUCUUCUAACAAGAGGAAGCACUCCCUUCCCGCUCUUCGGCUCAUAAUUUUCAUCCCUGCAACAAAACUAUGUCUUUUGGUCGACUACAUGAUACUCCGCGGGAAACGAAGACUUCACCUUUUUCAUUAUCGAACUUGGCCCUUGCUGCGACGAGAAAGUUGCAAAAAGAUCAUGACGAGAAGCAGAUCUCGCCGGUUAACCUUCUUCAAGGAGAUAAAUUGUCAUGCACGGAGGACAAGACCAGUCGUUGGGGUGGGUUACUCUGCACCGUUAUGUCAAAUAUUCGACCUACUACAUUGAUGUCCUCCAGGAGCGCGGUCACAAACUCUUCUACCUCAACGAAACAACUCACGCUCACCAACUCACCAAUAUCCCUAGAUAGUACGACCGCGUCGACGUCGUCAGUCUCAGUUUCAGGUUCUUCAGUCUUUGCUGGCGAAAAUACGGAGGAGAAGAACGUAGAAGCACUGAACCUGAACGAAGCCGAGAAGACGUCCAGCAACGAGGCGGGUCCUUGUAUUCUAAAGGAGGCGGCGCGUCGCAAGGAAGCAGUGCUGGACGCUGAGAUCGCGCGCCUGAAAAUUGAGAAGGAACUCGUGGCGGGUGACGCAGAGAACGAGGCCCGGCGACGGCAGCUAGCAAGUAUGCAGAAUUGCUUUGUUCGAUGCAAAAAAGACACUGAGCUUGACAAAAUGGCGCUUUGCCGAGAAGCAGACAACGAAAUCACGAUCGAAGAAGUUGCGAAUCUACGCACCACGCACUCGGACAAAAUCGAAAGUGAACGCCGGGAGCGCGAAGCGGAGAACCUCAGCAAGAAGACAGACGAUAAUGAGAUUAAAGGCGGUGCUUCACUCUCUGGGGAUUCGACGUAUUUCCCAAUUCACGAUGUGCGGAAGGCCCCUCUGCGUCUUGUGCGAGGGUGGCAACUACCCCGUGGUCCGGCAACAGCGCUGGCAAGUGUGUUUUUCUCCCGAAAAAGAGGGUCGUGUGCUGCAUUUUCUACUUUCGCUCCAGAUGGACAUCAGAAGGGGCUCGGAGCUCCUAGGACAUAUGCGGGGCUCGAAGGUGCUUUAACGGCGUCGUCUCCGUUCUCGGGUGCACUCGUCAAAGAGGAUCAACUCGAUUUUCUUCGUGCUUUCUUCGCGCGUGCUACUCCAGCACGAGCGCCGUCCCCUUCAGGAACUAAUUACUUUUAAGGCCGAUUCAUCAACAAUCCAGCUAAAAAAAGAAAUGAUCAUCUUCAUUCUCUGCUGUGCACUUUCUAGUCUUCAACGAACAGUCCCAUCGGGCAUCAGCAACAUGAUGCAAGCCGUAUACCUUAACAGAGGCAAUAAGCUAGAAGGAUGAAAUUGAAAAUCAUCUACAGCUUGGUCGGGGUAGUGGUAGACUACUUUGGAGGCUUCUGAACAAGAUCCUGGUGACUCUUACUCUAAUACUUGUGGAUGUAUCCGCAGCAGGACCCUCUGGUGGACCCUGCGGGCGCCAUGUUCUUGAAGGCCGUCCUUCCGAAGUCCGACUUUUCUAGGACGGCGAACUUUGACGUGGCGAAUAAACUGCUGACGAUUCAUGACGGUCCCUACCUGCGGUGGCGAAUGCGCCUGAGCGGCGACCAUGAGGGCGCCCAACAACUGAAAGAAGCUGAGGAGGAGCGAAGCCAUCUGCAGGAUGAAAAUUGCCACACGUUCAUCAAGGCGUUUGACAGUCCAAAAGGGAGUUGUACGCGCUUCACUCAGCAGUUAAGGGAUGAUUAAAGAACACUAGAAAUCUAGCGGUUGCGCCGCAGCCUUGAGACGUAGUUGUAGUUCUAAGCACAGACGAGAUAUGAUCAAAUUAAUCUCUUUUACAAAUACAAAAACACCACUCUUCUCGCACUAUCACGCCCCUCUCCUCUUCUUCACCUCCUAAAAAAUUUAAGUAGCUUCCUCGAUCGCAAUCUCUCUACAGAAUAAUUUUUAAGGUUUGGCAGCUCGCAUGGCAUGGAGAGCAUGGAUCGCAUGUAGCUGCAUGGGGGAGGUGCUCCAUGCGUUCCAUGCGUGAAAAUUUUUGCGGUGCGCCCCUUGGGCGCCCCUUCGUCAGAGCCCACACGCCUACAGCUCGGCACCCCAGGCGGGAACUUCAAGCAUCCAGACCGCCAGCCCCCGAGCCAACUGCUACAUCUCCGAGCCCACUCACUCGCGGGCCGGAGCCUUGGGGCGCGCAACAAAUCAGCUUGCUGCAGCGCCGCCAGUUACAUCACGCCUCCGCAUUACGCACAAGGCAGCGCUCCCGCGGCGCCAGUCUAGCCGAUCAACCGACCCCGAAUUCUACAGCCCCCGACCCACCCAUUCCCGGGUGGGCCGAGGGCUUGUUCGUGCCCCAUGCACUCCAUGCGUGGCGAUGCUGCGUCUGCUCCAUGCGCUCCAUGCUACUCCAUGCACUCCAGGCGCCGCGCGUGCUACGAACUACUCUGUCUCUAUAUCUAAGAACGCCAAGGUAGUAGUGCGAACUGAUCUUCUACUUCUCUUUUUGCACAACUUUCAUGCUCAUGAAUCAUGAUAAACACAUAGAGUUUAGAGACCCUGUUACUGUUUGUGGUAUAGAAAUUGAAAUGAAAACAAAAAUUAUAGACGAGAUGGCUCAGGUUCUUGUCUCACGAUUCUUGAUGGGAGCAUCCAUAUGAAAUUAUUUCUCUGUCUGCACAAUUGGAAACAGCGAUUAUAUCUCUCUUGAAAACGUCUAGUCGUGCUGUUGUUUUCUUUAUUUUCUCAACCCAUGACCAUGUGGUAGUUUCCUACAUGUAUAAAUGCAGCAGAACGAGAAAAUAUGGAUGAUGUUGAUCAUUGGGAGACAUCCAUCUGCUCAAGCUACUUCGCUUUUGACGGUUUUUUUGUACAUGUAUUACCUCUCGCUCUCUGUCACAUCCGGCUUCAUUGAUUGACAUUUAUCGUAGAAGUCAGUGUGCAAUCUAUUCUUGUCUGCUACAUCGAAUGAAUCAAAAAAAUAGAAAGCGUGCUCCGGCUAGAAGAACUACGAUAACAUCCAUGUCGUGCAUGCAGCCAGUAGAUGUACAACUAUUUCUAUCAUGACCAGGUACAUCAUGUAAAUGUUGCAAAAAGCCGUCAAUGACGGAGCGUUGUAGCCAGAAAGCUCGACACAGUUGUAGAAGUAAAUCAUAUUUGUGAAGAUUCUAGGAUGGAUGAUGUCAAAUGAUAUGAUGUUGAUGCUUUCAAAUUCAAUGUUUGGUCGACGCGAGACGCCGGUGUAGCAAAAGAGAAUAAAGUUGAAGCAAUGAAUCAAAAUUGGACAUUCACACAUGUGCCUUGAUCUUGGUCUUAGACAUACUGGUUUCAAAUGAUGGGCACAGCCCGCAUGCACAAGGGUCCUCCUCAGUGUGCCCGUGCACAACCAUUUUCUUGCACGGUCUAUCAAAGGAAAAAAAAUCCUCG